Messenger RNA from Volvox carteri f. nagariensis, 1795 nucleotides. RefSeq lists its product as uncharacterized. Lineage: Eukaryota; Viridiplantae; Chlorophyta; Chlorophyceae; Chlamydomonadales; Volvocaceae. The coding region runs from base 49 to 1215 and encodes 388 amino acids. Gene Ontology annotation, biological process: metabolite repair. Gene Ontology annotation, molecular function: ATP-dependent NAD(P)H-hydrate dehydratase activity. The transcript is spliced from 7 exons. The record is from RefSeq and is a predicted model, not a curated record.
AACUGAUUCCUCUUUCCUAUUUUACAGAAUAUUGGAAAAAAAUUUUUAAUGUCCGCCCGACAGGCUUCAGCUGGCAUCGCCGAAAAUCGAACGGGCAUUGGUUCACGCACCGUGACGAGGAACCUCAGCUCUUCGGGGGAGAGAAACGAGAACGCAAUGAUGAGCGAUGAGAUUCGGUCUGAGGUGCGACGUAUCGUGCCAACUUUGACAGAUGACAGAUUCAAGGGACAGUCAGGCAAGGUUGCUGUUUUGGGUGGAUGCUUCGAAUACACCGGUGCACCGUACUUCGCUGCGUUGGCUGCGCUGGCGGUUGGGGCCGACCUAUCCCACGUCUUCUGUUCCACAAGUGCUGCCCCUAUUAUCAAGCAGUAUAGCCCCGACCUCCUUGUGCAUCCUUACUUUCUUCAACGCUCGGAUUUGCUGCAGCACGUGGAGAGCUGGUUCAAUCGGCUGGAUUGCCUCGUCGUGGGUCCAGGGCUGGGACGUGAUCCGCUGCUUCUCGACAUUGCACGUUCGGUCAUCCUGCGUGCCAAGGCUGCUAAAAUGCCGCUGGUAUUGGAUGGCGAUGGGUUGUUCCUGGUGGCUCGGGAGCCAGAGCUAGUUGCUGGUUAUACCAACUGCGUUUUGACCCCGAAUCUGAAUGAGUUCCGGCGACUGGCAUCUACUAUGGGUGUAAGCCUGCACGGCCCUAACAACGAUCGCUCAUCGAAGCUGUUGGAGGUCACAGCGCACCUGCGGGGCCCCACGUUGGUGUCCAAGGGUCCGGUGGACGCAAUCUGCGACGGCAAAGUCACAAUGAUCUGCAACGCGAGUGGAGGAGCCAAGCGCUGUGGCAGCCAGGGUGACAUCCUUGCAGGAACCAUUGCAACGUUCAUCUCGUGGACGCUGGCGUUUUUGGACAGUGCUCGGCAGUCUGCCGAGGUGGAGGUGGUGAUCCUACCGGAAAUCAACCCUAUGGUCCUCGCCUCGUAUGGUGCUUGCCUGGUAACGCGGACAGCGGCAGCAUAUGCCUUUGCUGCCCGCAAACGGGCUAUGGUGGCAUCCGACAUGCUCGGGCAGCUGGGAUCUGCAAUGGAGAUGCUCUUCGAUACAGCUGGAGGCACGGCGACGGCUGGGACUGUGGGACCUGGGCUGCAAGGACAAGGGCUGCUGCAGGCGCACAUAUCUGCAAACACACCCAGCAUUGGUGUUGGGGUAUCCAGUGGUGGUUCUUGAGUGGCCAUGGUGGCUUGGCAUUGAAACACCUUGCAUUGAAUCGUUUAAAUAGUAAUGUAGCCGUAGCCUUUAUGCUCAGGCCGAAAAGACUGAUUGGGUAUGGGUUUUGGGUUAUGGGUUUUGGGCGGGGGCCCAGCGUGAAGCGCCCAGGGGGCCCCGCCCUGUAGGAUUGCCCAUGUCCGUGUGGCCGCGUGACCGUGUGGCCGUGCGGCCGUGUGGCCGUGUGUAACGGACCAAACAUAAUAUCUCGGCCGGCUGAACUGGUAGUAUAUUGCAUUUUCUAUUGCAUGGUAUCUCGCCUGUAGCCAAAUUAAAUCCGUGUCCGGGUUCAAAUCCGCCUGCCGACCCGAGGUUUAGGACGUGAUUAUAUCAACAGCUGACCAGCAACUAAGUUGAGGCGCCGUUGAUCCGCUAGGUUCGGUUGAAUGCUGGCGGUGAGUUGCUGAACCCAACGAAUACAUUCUGAAGUUGGAUGGGGAGAAUGGAUUAGGGUGCCCCUCUCGCAGGGGAGAGCAGGGAACUGCCUGCGGAAAGGGGGCCGCUGGUGAAGCUAUACCACCCUGUAAAACAUAUGUCUUUG